AUGGGUCGCUCCCGCCGUACGGGCGCGCACCGAGCGCACUCCUUGGCCCGUCAGAUGAAGGCGAAGCGGCGGCGGCCGGACCUGGAUGAGAUUCACCGCGAGUUGCGGCCCCAGGUCGCCGCACGGCCCCGGCCAGACCUAGGCGCUGAACCCGAUCCCGAUCUGCCAGGGGGCGGCCUGCAUCGCUGUCUGGCCUGCGCGAGGUACUUCAUCGAUUCUGCCAACCUGAAGACCCACUUCCGAUCCAAAGAUCACAAGAAGAGGCUGAAGCAGCUGAGUGUGGAGCCCUACAGUCAAGAAGAAGCGGAGAGGGCAGCGGGCAUGGGUUCCUAUAUUCCUCCCCAGCGGCUGGCAGUGCCCACAGAAGUAUCCACUGAGGUCCCUGAGAUGGACACGUCUACAUGA
This is a messenger RNA of Rangifer tarandus platyrhynchus (Svalbard reindeer), 405 nucleotides long. NCBI's taxonomy places the organism in Eukaryota, Metazoa, Chordata, Mammalia, Artiodactyla, Cervidae. The record is from the annotation of a GenBank genome assembly.